AUGGUAACACUAAACCUGGCUCGUCGUAAUUCGGCGGGGGAGAAAACCAAAACCUGCAACAAGCGGAGGCGGGAUAUCUGGCUUCGAUCUCAACCAGUGCGAGAGACGCGCACUCGAGGAGCCAUGAACAACAACCUCAACAAAUCUAGGGCGUACCUAGGCGUCUUCAGUGACGCCGGGUACAUCGAUGUGGGCACAAAGGAGAAGCCCCUGCCCUACCCCAUCAAGGAAACCCUCCAUCCUAGAUUUCACGGCAGGCAGUUCGUCGCCAACCCGCAGAAGACCGGCUCUUACGGCGCCAAGCAUCCCGAGGUUUACCUCGAUAAGACCCACAGCUGGCUUCUCGAGGGUGUUCCCUACGUCGACCGCGUCAAGUACGCCGAGGCGCAGCCCGAGAAGCCCAAGCGCGGCUUUGGCACCAGCGACUACUCCAAGCGGGACGAGUUCAGCAUGGACUAUCGCACGGAGCAGUACCGGGAGGCGCUCAAGAGCGAGGCGAAGCACCAGGCGAUCGCGUCGGAGAAGGCGAAGGCGGCGAUGGAGAAGGAGCUCGCGGCGAGCGGCGGAGCGGGGCCCGGGGCCGGGACCGCCGACGCGGAUAAGACGGCGGCGACGAGGAGGAAGCCCCUGCUCUACGAUUUGGUGUUUGACGGCGAAGAUGCGUACCCCACCGCGGUUCGCGAUUCGAUGAUCGAGGGUCGGGACUCGAAGAACCCGACGCAGAUCUCGUGGGAACGCGAUUUCGGCGCCAUGCGAACCUCCGCGCACGCGAUCGGGCACGGGAUCGACCAGGCGGAGCACGGGAAACCGCAGUUUGCGCGCCUGCCAAUCGUCGAGAGCACGUUUUACCGACCGCAGGGGGUGCCCAUAUCGAGGAACAACACGGUGUUCAACUCGCGGCCGCAGUGA
This is a messenger RNA of Micromonas commoda, 909 nucleotides long. RefSeq lists its product with no specific name. Bases 1 to 909 code for a protein of 302 amino acids. NCBI's taxonomy places the organism in Eukaryota, Viridiplantae, Chlorophyta, Mamiellophyceae, Mamiellales, Mamiellaceae. The record is from RefSeq and is a predicted model, not a curated record. The transcript has 3 exons.